Bursaphelenchus xylophilus (pine wood nematode) is the source of this 822-nucleotide messenger RNA. The record is from the annotation of a GenBank genome assembly. Lineage: Eukaryota; Metazoa; Nematoda; Chromadorea; Rhabditida; Aphelenchoididae.
AUGAGCAACAAUAGAAAGAAGGCCCUGUUGAAGAUUAUCAUCCUUGGUGACACCGGCGUCGGGAAGACCUCGCUUAUGAACCAGUAUGUGAACAAUCGGUUUAGCUCCCAAUACAAAGCCACCAUCGGCGCGGACUUCCUCACCAAAGACAUUCAUAUCGACGGAAGGACGGUCACUGUACAGGUGAGGGAGUUUUGAUGUUGUUUUUUGGUUUUUAGGUACAAAACAAAACAAUUUUUUGUGUUCUUCCAGAUCUGGGACACUGCUGGUCAAGAGCGCUUCCAAUCUCUCGGUGUGGCCUUUUACCGAGGAGCCGACUGCUGUGUUUUGACCUACGACAUCACCAAUUCGAAUUCUUUCAAGUCCCUGGAAACCUGGAGAGACGAGUUCCUCGUCCAAGCCUCACCCCGAGACCCAGAGAACUUCCCAUUCGUCUUGUUGGGCAAUAAAUUGGAUCAAGAGCCAAGAAGAGCGGUCACCACCAGAAGAGCGGAUAAUUGGUGUCAAAAUAAAGGGGGAAUCCCAUACUUUGAGGUGAGUUGUUUGCAAAAAUAUGAUAUUUACUGAUAAUUCAUUGAAUUUUGAGAAGAUUUGAGCAGUUUAGGCACGUUAAUUGCACAUGGUUUAUAUUACACUUGACCAAAAAUUUUUUAGGUCUCUGCCAAAGAAGGUUCCAACAUCGAAGACGCGUUCCAAGCCAUUGCUCGUGCAGCCCUAGCCCGCGACUCUCAAGACUCCCUGCAUGACUACCCCGACUUUCCCGACCAGAUCCGGAUCAGCCCAUCGGACCGAAACCGGGACAGCGGCAGUUGCAACUGCUAA